Macaca mulatta (Rhesus monkey) is the source of this 3258-nucleotide messenger RNA. RefSeq names its product LRP2 binding protein (gene LRP2BP). Gene Ontology annotation, molecular function: protein binding. The record is from RefSeq and is a predicted model, not a curated record. Lineage: Eukaryota; Metazoa; Chordata; Mammalia; Primates; Cercopithecidae.
UUAACUAGCCCUGUGGCCUUGGGCAAGUUACUUAACUUCCCCACUGUCCCUUGGUUUCCCCAUACAUUAAAUGAGUCUCAUAAUGGACCUUAUUUCAUAAAAUUUUGUCGGAGCUGCCUAGAAAGCCUUACAACAAAGGUCAAUACUUGGCAUUUAAUAAGAGUUCAAAAAAUCUUUGUUUUCCAAAUGUCUCCAAAACUUCUUUUAAGCUACAGCAACAAAAACCAUGCGCAGUCUUCUAACCACAAAAGGCAACAUGAGUUUAAACAAGGUAAGGUAUUGUUUUCUGAUUUGUUUCAUUUCUGAUGCCCUUCUUGAAUAUGCCCAGUUUUUUCUUAGCCUUUUUGAAGAAGUAGCAUAUCGAGUUAAUGUCUUCGGUGAAAAUAAAACUUCCGUAUCCAAUCUCUCAGUCAUAAAUGAGUGCUAUCUGCAUCAUCCCUUCUUAAUACCUUACCUAAUAUUGCUUCCCCCUAAGUAAAGCUCAUUGGGAAAUUUUAUAUUCACUAAAGGCAGCCAUAAGAUUUGGGGAAUUAUAUAAUCAAGAAUUGUAUAUAUCUAAAAAGGAACAUUAAAAAAUCCUCUAAUUCAGACCACCUAUAGUCCAAACUAAAGAUGAGGAAAUUGACUCUUAAAAAGAUUAAAUGACUCUUCCAAAAUCACAAAGAGAAUUCAGUGAGUUUUUUCCUCUACUAAAUGUUCCUUUUUUCUGCAUUUCAUUCUCACUUAAGCAACUUACUGUCUCAAAGAGCAUCGUGUAAUGAUACAAAACGCAGCUUUCCAAUCACACUAAGGGUCUCUCGAUGUCUUCUCUUGACCACCAAUCAGGAACCUUUGCUGGAAGCUUGUUUCUGAUUGGUGAAGGUAAGCCGUAACAGUGGAAUGCCAAGGAGUAAACACAAAAGCGUAGCAACAACUGAGUUUGCUGUCUCACUACCCUCAGCCUAGGCCAACCUGGACUCCUUCACCCCAAAUGAGGUGACCUCUACAUUUUAUAUGAAGACACUGAUUUACCAUUCAACUGUGAUCCAUCUUAUAACAUGGCAAUCCGAUACAGACAGGAAGAUAAAACCGAAUACAGCUAAAAUAAAGUGUAUUCCCAGAAUACACAUUGUGGAAAAAGGAUGAAGUUGACCAGCGAAAAGUUGCCCAAGAACCCCUUUUAUGCCUCCAUAUCUCAAUGUGCUGCUAAAAACCAAAAACCCUUCCAAUGGGAAAAGGAAAAGACUGAUCAUUACAGCCAUGCUAAUUUGGUGGAUAAGGCAUUGCAGCUCUUGAAGAAAAGAAUACUGAAAGGAGACACUCUGGCAUAUUUCCUGAGAGGUCAACUAUAUUUUGAAGAGGGAUGGUAUGAAGAAGCAUUAGAACAGUUUGAAGAAAUCGAGGAGAAAGACCAUCAAGCAACUUACCAGCUAGGAGUGAUGUACUAUGAUGGGCUGGGGACCAUUCUAAAUUCUGAGAAAGGGGUGGACUACAUGAAGAAAAUUCUUGAUUCUCCAUGUCCCAAAGCAAGACACUUAAAAUUUGCAGCUGCUUACAACCUCGGAAGAGCUUAUUAUGAAGGAAAAGGUGUUAAACGAUCAAAUGAGGAAGCCGAAAGACUGUGGCUUUUCGCAGCAGACAAUGGAAAUCCCAAAGCUAGUGUGAAGGCUCAAAGUAUGCUCGGGCUGUAUUACUCAACCAAGGAGCCCAAGGAGUUAGAAAAGGCAUUUUACUGGCAUUCAGAAGCAUGUGGCAAUGGAAAUCUGGAGUCCCAGGGUGCACUUGGGCUCAUGUACUUGUACGGACAAGGCAUCCGGCAGGAUACGGAGGCUGCCCUGCAUUGCUUAAGAGAAGCAGCAGAACGCGGAAACGUCUAUGCUCAAGGGAAUCUCGUGGAGUAUUACUAUAAGAUGAAAUUUUUUACAAAGUGUGUUGCAUUUUCUAAAAGGAUUGCUGACUAUGAUGAGGUGCACGACAUCCCCAUGAUUGCCCAGGUCACAGACUGUCUCCCGGAGUUCAUCAGCAGAGGCAUGGCAAUGGCAUCCUUCUACCACGCAAGGUGUCUCCAGCUCGGCUUGGGCAUCACCAGGGACGAAGCAACGGCUAAGCACUAUUAUUCUAAAGCUUGUCGUCUGAACCCUGCACUGGCAGAUGAACUUCACUCCUUACUUAUUCGUCAAAGAAUUUAGACCACAAUGUAUUUCAACAAAGAUCAUCCAUGCUAACACCGCACAAUGUGUGUAUCUUUAUAGUAGCUAUGACUGGUUAUUUUGCACAUCGCAAAUUACACUAUCCUGGGUAUUUUACAGGUGACAUGUUACUUCGUUCUUGAAUUUGUACGCGGUUAAGUUUUGCACCUUGAAACCUAGACACAAGGUCAGAUUGCUGCAGGAGUCCUCAGAGGUCCACCUCUUACCCUACAGACUGGCCUAGACCAUAUCAAGUAUCAAAACCAUUCUACACAGCAAGUCUCUUUUUUCCUUUCUUAAAUACCAAGUCUCCAAAAAGACUUAGUUUAGCUUUAGUAAGUUCAGAAGUAGAAAUGAUACAAACAUAUUUAAAACCAUCAUUUGAAAGUUUAAUUCUUUAUAUUUGUCUCUUAGUUUUGUGAAUUUUGAAUGUUUAAAUUUUGUUUCAGUCAUUUAAAAUUUUUUAAUGUAAAUUUACGAAACUAAUUAAGGGUAAAAGACAUUUAAAGAAUUAAACUUAAAUAAGUGUGUGUAGCAUUUCUACUUCUGAAGUUAUUAAAGCUAAAACUGCACUAAGCCUUUUGAGACAUCCUCUAUUCUUAAAAAGCUCAUAAAUAAUUGGCUAAUUUAUUACAUAUAAACUUCAAAAAAGUGGGUUAUAAGACACUGCUUUGGAAUCUUGCCCCUCCAAAUCUUCCCUCAAAGAUCUUAAUGUAAUGAGUAAAACAACUGCUAUAUACAUAUGCAGAAUGUGUAAUAAAACAAAAAGCAAUUGCUAUUUGAAAAUAUUUAUAAGAAAGUUAAAGCAAAUUGUUUCUUUGUGCUUCAGCUCAUUUUCUACAUUUUUAAAACCCUGUGGUAAAAACCUGAAUGAAAUCAUCUACAAGAACUACAACUAAAUACUGUUAAAUUAGCAAAAGGCUUUCCUUAUAUAGAUGACAUCUAUGAAGGCAAAAGGUGACAGUAAAAACAGUAAGAUCCAUAUGCUUAAGACUGUACAAGGCUAUUCAUUUGUGAAACAAAUAUACAUAUCGAAGACAGGUCUCAGAAAUACCUUAACUAUCCCUUUUUAAAUAAACAUAUUAAAUGA